CGUUAAUCCCAGCCGAAGGGGUAUUGCUUUGAAUUGAAGACGUCAAUAGUGACUUUUGGACAAAAACAGUUACUGGCCUCUUUCUUCUAGUCUUCUGUCCCAGCCACACGGGCAGCCCCCGGAUCCAGGGGUCACCUACCUUCCUGGAUUGAAUGCCAGCGACUUCAUGUCAUGUUUCUCACGUAGUUAUCAAACCCCAACAUCAGCUGCCGCCGCCUCUCUCGUCAAAUCCCAUAUUCUUUCUCUCAAUUCACGUUGCACCCACUUCCCUUCUCCAUCGUACACGGCAGACCCACGGUAUGUCGGUAUCAAGAGGCCCCAAUCUUAUCUCCUGAUUUUUUGACUUGCCGAAACCCAGAUCCCAACAAGUAUCGUGUGAAAAGAAAAAGGGGAUUUUAAUCACGCCCCUUUAGAUUUUACCUUUAAUAAUCCGUGGAAUAUUCCCAUAUACCUUGCAUUUAUGGCUUUGCUGGUUUCUUUUUCGCUUCUUGGGUCGCCCUUCGGUUUCUCCAUCCUUCUUUCUUGCCUUACCUUUCCAGCCACCCGCUGAUCCGGAGUCUCUUUUUGAUUUUUCUCUCAUUCUUGUUUGAAUAAGUGUACUGGAUUGGCAGAGAUGAAUGUUGCCAAGUCUCAAGUGUGGCAGCCGUGUAAAAAGAAGAGGCUUUAGUAUAAAUAAAGAGAGAGGUGUUUUUAGAAAUAAUAAUAAGAAAAAUGGAUGGGAUUUGUAUUCAGUUCAUGUGAGUCAAGGCUUGAACCACCAAAACGAUUUUCAUAAACCCUGGGAUUAUAAACUAUAUAAGAACUGUGAUGAUGCCUUCAAAUUCAGCGAUGCCGUCAAAUUCAACAAGUAGUGGGGGUGGUAGAACAAGAGUGGGUAGGUAUGAGUUGGGCAGGACAUUGGGAGAGGGAACAUUUGCAAAGGUGAAGUUUGCUAGGAACUUAGAAACAGGGGACAAUGUGGCCAUCAAGAUUCUUGACAAAGAGAAGCUUCUUAAACACAGGAUGGUUGCUCAGAUUAAACGUGAGAUCUCAACCAUGAAGCUAGUUCGGCAUCCCAAUGUCAUACGAAUGUUUGAGGUCAUGGCAAGCAAGUCAAAAAUAUAUAUUGUUAUGGAAUUUGUUACUGGUGGUGAACUAUUUGACAAAAUUGCUAGUAAGGGGAGGCUCAAAGAAGAUGAAGCGAGGAAAUACUUUCAACAGUUGAUUAAUGCUGUAGAUUACUGCCAUAGCAGAGGUGUGUGCCACAGAGACCUUAAGCCAGAAAAUUUAUUGUUGGAUUCCAACGGAGUACUUAAAGUCUCUGAUUUUGGAUUGAGUGCACUUCCCCAACAAGUUCGGGAAGAUGGGUUACUGCAUACUACAUGUGGAACACCAAAUUAUGUUGCCCCUGAGGUGAUCAACAACAAGGGUUAUGAUGGAGCUAAGGCUGAUCUUUGGUCUUGCGGUGUAAUACUUUAUGUACUCAUGGCUGGUUAUUUACCAUUUGAAGACUCAAGCCUUAUAGUGUUAUACAAAAAGAUACACAAAGCUGAGUUCACAUGUCCACCAUGGUUCUCCUCAAGUGCAAGGAAAUUAAUCAAUAGAAUCAUGGAUCCCAAUCCUCAUACGAGAAUUACAAUUGCUGAGGUAAUCGAGAAUGACUGGUUUAAGAAAGGUUAUCAGCCACCAGUCUUCGAACAGGAAGACGUUAAUCUCGAUGAUGUCAAUGCCAUCUUUGAUGAAUCAGUUGACUCUCCUAAGCUAGUUGUGGAGAGACGGGAAGAGCUGCCUCCUGCACCACUUGCUAUGAAUGCUUUCGAGCUAAUUUCUAGAUCUCAGGGUCUCAAUCUUAGUUCUCUCUUCGAAAAGCAAGUGGGUCUUGUCAAAAGGGAAACAAGAUUUACUUCGAAACGUCCUGCUGCAGAGAUAAUUUCAAAAAUUGAAGAAACUGCAGUGCCUUUGGGUUUCAAUGUGAAGAAAAAUAAUCACAAGCUAAAGCUUCAUGGGGAGAAGACUGGGCGCAAAGGUCAUUUAUCCAUUGCAACAGAGAUUCUUGAAGUUACCCCUUUUCUUCACAUAGUAGAGCUUCGCAAGGCUGGAGGAGAUACCUUGGAAUUUCACAAGUUCUAUAAGAACCUCGCAACGGGGUUGAAAGACGUCAUCUGGAGAACAGAGGAAGCAACAACAGAAGUUGGUACAAGCAGUAGUUCAGCUUAAAUUGGUUGAUGCCUGCACUUGUAGAACAAAUGUGUUGUGCUGAAUUGUCUCAGAUACACCUUUUUUCUUUGGUUCUCUUGAAAUCCCCCCCCCCCCCCCCCCCCCCCCCCCAUCCUGAUUAUUGAUGACUACAAGUGAAACUGGGUAAAUUUCAACUCAUUUAGAACAUGCUGGGGAAGGAGUGUUUUUAUUUCCCGGGUUAAUAGAUGCAGCUGCCUAAUUGUGAAAUAUGUUGUAUUAUAUUCACAGGAAGAAGGGUUCUCACAAAAACAUUCCAUAAUAUAUAGUGUUAUGGAACAUUCUCUGUGAAACAUAUUUGUAGUAUAAUACGUGGCAUCAAACAUUCUGUUUUGCAUGAGGAAAAUA
Messenger RNA from Cuscuta europaea, 2562 nucleotides. NCBI's taxonomy places the organism in Eukaryota, Viridiplantae, Streptophyta, Magnoliopsida, Solanales, Convolvulaceae. The record is from the annotation of a GenBank genome assembly.